AAAGAGAGGUCUGAUCCCUGAGUGAGAGACACUCUGCAACCAACCACAGGAGUCACAUGAUGAAUCCUCUGCGAGCUCUGUUCUUUGUGGCUUUGAGCCUUUCUGUUGCUCAGUCCUUGGAUUACAAAGCACUGAAUCAGUUUAGACGAAUGAUCCUGUGUCUGAUGCCUGAUGUCUGGCCUGGACUUGACUAUGCUGACUAUGGCUGCUAUUGUGGACUGGGAGGUUCUGGAACGCCUGUAGAUGAUCUGGAUAGGUGCUGCCAAGUGCAUGACCAGUGUUACAGUGAUGCAAUGCAGCACCCAGAUUGCUGGCCCAUCAUUGAUAACCCUUACACUGAGUUCUAUGACUACAGCUGUGAUGAACAAAACAAGAAGGUGACCUGUGGUGACCAAAACACUGAAUGUGAAAUGUUCAUCUGUGAGUGCGACAGGAAGGCCGCGGAGUGUUUCGCUGUAUCACCUUGGAACCCCGACCAUGAGCAUUUGCCUAGUGACAGGUGCGAGUAAGACCAGCAAAUGUACAGAAGUCUACAGCUUUAUCCUCAGUUUGAAACACGCAUCUUUUACAAUUCAAAGGCAAUAACUUUUAGGGAAUUUCACCAAUGGCCUUAGUCCUUCCGAAAAUCAUCUCAUAAAUCUUAUAGGUAAACAUCAUGCAAUGCGUUAGGAAAUGAUCCACACUGUGACAUGCAUAUUUUCCUUCUGCUGUUCAAUCUCUCUUUCUAAAUCUGUAAUCAUGACACUUUGCCACAAUGAAUGAAAAUAGUUCUGUAUGUCAUUUUACCUCUGGCCAUUUUGCUUUUGUCCGUAAAGAACUUUGAAUAAAUCCUGUGUAUCCUAGCUGAAUAUAUAAAUGUACUUCAUGUACUUGUACUUGCUGAUCAGUCAAAUAAUAAAAUAUGGUAAUAGUACCGCAAUCUGUGGAUGUCCAGACUGCCUAUUUUCUUUUUGUCUGAUAAAACUUAACAGAGGUUUGACUCAUAUCACAGUUAAAUGUAUGAGGG
Sphaeramia orbicularis (orbiculate cardinalfish) is the source of this 1006-nucleotide messenger RNA. Its product is annotated as phospholipase A2-like. Bases 57 to 509 code for a protein of 150 amino acids. Gene Ontology annotation, molecular function: calcium ion binding; phospholipid binding. The record is from RefSeq and is a predicted model, not a curated record. NCBI's taxonomy places the organism in Eukaryota, Metazoa, Chordata, Actinopteri, Kurtiformes, Apogonidae. The transcript is spliced from 4 exons. Gene Ontology annotation, biological process: phospholipid metabolic process; arachidonate secretion; lipid catabolic process.